Messenger RNA from Alligator sinensis (Chinese alligator), 1194 nucleotides. RefSeq lists its product as uncharacterized. Lineage: Eukaryota; Metazoa; Chordata; Crocodylia; Alligatoridae. The transcript is spliced from 10 exons. The record is from RefSeq and is a predicted model, not a curated record. The coding region runs from base 1 to 1194 and encodes 397 amino acids. Gene Ontology annotation, cellular component: cytoplasm.
AUGGAGGGGGACCCAGCUUCCCGGGGGCAGGAGGUCAGCAAGCCCUGCCCGAGCCCCAGCCUCAGCUCCAGCUCCUCCCGGGGAGACCUUGAGAGCUCUGUGGAGUCCAGGAGCAACCUGCCCUAUGGCACCACCAUCAAAGUGAUUCCCUACGAGCCAGACGAGGAGGUGGAGGAAGGGCACGAGGGUGAAGACCUGAUGCUGCUGGAGGGAGAAGCCCUCACAGAAAUCAUACUUCACCUCCAGGGCCAAGAAAAGGACAAGGAGCAUGAAGAGGGCUUCCUUCCCACCAUCCUCACACUCUGCAGCGACACCAAGCAGAGGGGAGAGGAUACUCUGGAGCCGGAGACCUGCAAAGUGGUCCUACUACAGAAGAUCAUGGGCCUGAUGGAGACGGUGGCAGUGGAUGAAGACCCAAGUAGGACCCUGUGCUACAGCAUGGCUGCCAUUUGCAGCCUCAGCGAACUGAAGCCAGCCCUGGAGCCAGCCAUGGAGUCAUGCCUGCUGCAGACCACCCUGAAGAUCUGCCUGACAUCCCCAAGACACAACAGCCUUUAUGUCAGGACCAAACAGCAGAAGCACAUGGAGGACCUGGAGGCCAUGCUGAGGAGCCUGUUGGCCACCGCACCCAGCUUGGACAGGCUGCAGUUCCUUUGGGAGCACCUUACAACCUGGCCGCAGUCUCCCAAUGCCAUGGACAGGACAAAGGCAAUGAGGAGCAGCAACGUCCUUCUCCACUUUGCUGUCUCCCUCCUGCCGCAGUUUGAGGACUCGCCCGACAUGCCCCAGAUGGGUGACACCGUGGCCCAGCUGUGUCUGUCCCACAGCCACCCAACAGCAGACAUCAGCUGCCAGGCCAGGGAGGGCAUCCACCUGCUCGUCCAAAUCCUGCUGCACCACAAGGGUGUUUCAAAAGAUCUUAUCAGAGGGGCAAAGGAGAUCUUCUGCGCAGAGGGCACUUGUGGGGGUUUUGGACAUCAACAUGUGUGUCAGCCGUGCUGCGCUGAUCCUCCUCUACGCCAUGCUGGGGGAAGCCGGCCACCUGAUCGGGGACAAGCUUCAACCAGCAGCGAGGCUGACAGCACCUCCCUGAACAAAUUCACCAUGCACCAUCCAGAGCCUCACUGGCAGCAAGACGGCCCCAGAGGGAACCUCCAGCCCGGAAUCAGCCACCACGCUGGGGUCAUCUACUGA